ACAGCUCCUUAAUAAUUUUUCUGAGACGGAAAGUGGACGAACAGCGUUCCACAUAACGACGACGAUCCUGUUCCAACGUUUCUCGGCGAUACAAAUACGGCGCGUUCCACCACCAAAGUUCUGGCUUCCUGAUUUGGAAUAGAAACAUCAAUUGGGUCCUUUUAUGGGCUCCAUCUGCUUCAUUCUUGCGCAUAUUCCGGUUCCCUCCUGCUUCUACAUGUAGAGCUUCUCUGUUGCUCUAUGUAAUGGCGAUGGCAUCCCCAUCCUCUUCUUCUUCUCCUAGGUGGGAGUUCAAGGUGUUCCUCAGCUUCAGGGGAGAGGACACCCGCAGUCGUUUCACAAGCCACCUCUAUCAAGCCCUGGACCUCAAGGGCAUCCACACGUUCAUGGAUGAGGAGGAGUUGAGGCUCGGAGAGAAGAUAGGAGAGAAUCUCUGGAGGGCGAUCGAGAGAUCGGGCAUCUGCAUACCGAUCUUGUCUGAGAACUAUGCCGAGUCCAGGUGGUGCUUGAUGGAACUGGCUAUGAUGUUCCGGUGCAAGAAGAAGGUCAUCCCCGUCUUCUACCACGUCGUUCCUUCUGAUGUGCGCCAUCAAAAGGGGCCCUUCGAGAAGGCGUUUCGAGACCAUGAGUCGCGCUUCGGUAAGGAAAAGGUGCAGGAAUGGAGGGAGUCAUUCCGAAAUGUAGCCGAAUUGAAGGGAUAUGAUCUCAAGAACAUUGAUAAUGGUAACGAGGCCAAGUUGAUCCAGUUAAUAGUUAAGGAGGUCUUGAGGCAGUUUGACAGUGCACCAUUGGAUGUAGUUGAGUACUUAGUCGGGAUUGAUUCUCGAGCAGAAGAUGUGAUGAAAUUAUUGUCUCUUGAAGUUAAGGAUGUUAAGAUGGUAGGGAUCCAUGGAAUGGGCGGUAUAGGAAAGACAACGCUGUCCAGAGUAAUUUAUAACAGGCUAUUUGAUAGCUUUGAUGCAUGUAGCUUUAUUCCCAAUAUUAGAGAAGCAGCUGCGCAACACAGGUUGGUCAAUUUGCAGGAAAAACUUAUUGCUAAUAUUUUAGGAGGUAAAGAAAUUAAAAUCGAUGACACUAGUCGAGGGGCUGUCAUAAUCAAAGAACGUUUUCAUACAAAACGAGUUCUUGUUGUCCUUGAUGAUGUUGAUCAUGAAGAACAGAUAAAAGCACUGGCUGUCAGGGAAGAAUGGCUUGGUAAGGGGAGUAGAGUUAUUGUUACAACAAGAAAUGAGCAUGUAUUAAAUGUUCAGAACAUACAGGAGCGGUACCAGCCUGAUUACUUGAAUAAUGUUGAAUCCCUUCAGCUCUUUAGUCACCAUGCCUUUGGAAGGGUCUAUCCAACGGAAAAAUAUGUGCGGCUAUCUAAAAAAAUUGUAUCUGCUACUGGGGGGCUUCCUUUGGCACUAGAAGUAUUUGGCUGUUUUUUGUUUGAUAAGAACGACGUAAAAGAAUGGCAAGAUUUUCUGGAGAAGUUGAAGCGCAUCCCUUUUAAUGAUGUCCAGAAAAGAUUGAGAAUAAGCUAUGAUGGACUUGAUCAUAACGAACAGAAAAUUUUUCUUGACAUCGCAUGUCUUUUGGUCGGUAUGGAUAAGGAUGAUGCAAUUUAUGUCUGGAAUACUUGUGACCUAUAUGCCAAUUUAACUGUCAAAGUACUAUUGCAUAAGUCUCUUAUUAAGGUUGACAAAAGCAAGAAGUUGGAGAUGCAUGACCAGCUUAGGGACAUGGGCAGAUGGAUAGUCAGAGAAUGCCAUCCUUAUGAACCUAGCCUGCAUAGUAGGUUAUGGCUUCAUGAGGAGGUACUGGACGUACUGGGAGAAAACAAAGUAUGUACUAAUGAAAUGAUACAUGUUUUUUAUUUUCAGAAGUUGCCUAAUCUAAGGCUGCUUCGUGCAAAUUUUGCACGCUUUAAGGGAUAUGAGCACAUGCCCAAGGAGCUGAGAUGGUUAGAAUGGCAUGGGUGUCCGCUAAGAUCAUUGCCAGAUUAUGCUACUCUUGAUAAAGUUGCAGUUCUCGACUUAUCUAAGAGUAAGAUUGAACGACUUUGGCAUACAAAGUGGUGGUGGUGGUCAAGGAAGAAGGUGUUUGCUUCACUAAGGGUGCUCCAUUUGAGUGAUUGCCUGCACCUCGAAACGACCCCUGAUUUCUCUACCAUGCCAUUGUUAGAAAAGCUGUCACUGGAUGGCUGCGAAAAUUUGAGGGAGGUGCAUGAAUCAAUUGGUGACCUUCAGAGAUUGGUAGUCUUGAACAUGAGUUCAUGUUCAAAAUUAAUAAGACUGCCUGACAGUUUCUGCAGGUUGAGUUCCCUAGAAGAACUUUCUCUUAUGCACCUACGUGUUAAAUUGCUUCCCAGCAAAAUAGGCCUUUUGAAGAACCUUCACCGGCUUUACUUGUAUGGGUGUUCCGACCUAGAAGAGCUGCCAGAUUCUAUUGGGAACAUGACCAAACUUGAGGAGUUAGAUUUAAAUGGCUGCGAAAGAUUAGGAACAUUGCCUGCUUCUCUCGGCAAUAUGGAAGAUCUUACUGAACUUGACCUCAACGGGUGUGGAAUUGAAUCUCUUCCUAGUUCUAUAUCAUCUCUCAAGAAGUUAAAGGAACUCAAGUUAUGGUGCUGCAGACAAUUAAGCAGUCUACCAGCUUCAGUCCAAAGCAUGACCUGGCUUGAGAAGUUGGACGUGAGAAGCUGUUCUAAGUUAAAAAGUUUGCCUGACUGUAUUGGUCGAAUUGAGAACCUAGUUGAGCUUAACUUUGAUGGCCAAAACAUGAAAGAGCUUCCUGACUCCAUAGUAUAUCUUAAGAACAUGAAAAAAUUGCGACUAUACUGGUGCAGCAUGCUUGAGCGGCUGCCAGAUCAAAUUGGUCGUAUGACGAAGCUUGAGAAGUUAGACCUGAGGUUCUGCAAGUCCUUAAGGACAUUGCCUGAUUCUAUUGGCAAUAUGACAAACUUAGUUGAGCUUGAUAUCUCAUUCACUGGCAUUGAACACCUUCCUGGUUCCAUUGUGUACCUUGAGAAGCUGACAACACUCAGAAUGUUGAGAUGCACAAAACCGAGAGGCCUUCCAUUGGGGAGGAUGAAGGGCUUGCAGCAUUUGCUAGUCAUGGGGAAUGGAGAAAAGGAAUUUAAACAUGAGCCCUACUACGAAGUUUCAGAAACAAUUUCACAAAAGAGUGGGUACUGCCAACAAACCCAAGAAUUCAGGAUGAUCCAAUUUACUAGUUGUAAGGAAGAGCAUUCUGUUUGGGAAGUUCAGUGGAAGUUGUUCAUUAGGUUGGGUAAUCAGGAAAAAGUGAUCCAAGUGGAGGAAACCCACAUGAAAGAUUGGGGUUGGAACAGGGGCAUGCAAUGGUUGGGACUUCUUUUUACUGAGGAUUUUGUGCUUGAUGAUGAGCCUAGUCGCAAGAAACAGCGAACCCACUGAGACACGCUUUUGUUUAUCUGCUGAAUUGGCUCAACUCAGCAUGGCUGCUAUAAUCCAUUCCAUUAUCUUUAUCCUACUUGCAUCAGGACUUUACCAUGUAUAACAGAAAAAGAAGCAGCAAAUGGGAACUCGGUAAGAUCCAGGCUCCUCUUCCAUGCAGGAUUCGUUUGUUACAGCCAAUAGUAUUCUCCUUCCUUUUCUAAAAGCAAGGACCUUCAUUUUCUAACACAGUUCCGUUGGUAAAUGAAUUUUUUUUCCCA
Molecule: messenger RNA, 3676 nt
Organism: Nymphaea colorata (pocket water lily)
Lineage: Eukaryota; Viridiplantae; Streptophyta; Magnoliopsida; Nymphaeales; Nymphaeaceae
Product: disease resistance protein RUN1-like
Exons: 4
Coding region: 246-3416 (1056 amino acids)
Biological process (GO): defense response; signal transduction
Molecular function (GO): ADP binding; protein binding
Source: RefSeq, a predicted model, not a curated record